Messenger RNA from Amyelois transitella, 8151 nucleotides. RefSeq names its product CUGBP Elav-like family member 4 (gene bru3). The record is from RefSeq and is a predicted model, not a curated record. Gene Ontology annotation, cellular component: nucleus; ribonucleoprotein complex; cytoplasm. NCBI's taxonomy places the organism in Eukaryota, Metazoa, Arthropoda, Insecta, Lepidoptera, Pyralidae. Gene Ontology annotation, molecular function: mRNA binding. Bases 154 to 1389 code for a protein of 411 amino acids. The transcript has 12 exons. Gene Ontology annotation, biological process: regulation of alternative mRNA splicing, via spliceosome; mRNA splice site recognition.
AUGCGUCUUCAAUCGACGGCCGUGUAGUGAAGUGAUUCUAUUCGAUUCUAAAUUCGAAAAACUGAUUCUAAAUUCAAAAUCUGGUUUUGAAUUGAAAAAUCUGUGUCUCAGUGUGUGUUUUGUGCAUUCAGUGGUUCCCGAAUAAAGCUGGCCAUGGAUUACGAUUCGCUGGUCUACUCGCAAUUAGCGAAUUACUAUGAUGAAUUGAUGAACCGAGCAAUACAAGUGAAACCAGCAGAUAGCGAGAAUAGAGGAGAUCGAAAGCUGUUCGUUGGCAUGCUGAGCAAACAACAGACAGAAGAGGAUGUUCGGCAGUUGUUCACACCGUUCGGAACUAUAGAAGAGUGCUCCAUACUGCGAGGUCCCGACGGGGCGAGUAAAGGCUGUGCGUUCGUAAAGUUCAGUUCACACCAGGAGGCGCAAGCAGCGAUCACGAGCCUGCACGGAAGUCAAACUAUGCCGGGCGCGUCCUCCAGCUUGGUGGUGAAGUUCGCGGACACGGAGAAGGAGCGGCAACUCCGGCGCAUGCAGCAGAUGGCCGGCAACAUGAGCCUGCUCAACCCGUUCGUGUUCAACCAGUUCGGAGCUUACGGCACCUACGCACAAGUCAUCACGGAGCAGCAACAAGCCGCGCUUAUGGUGGCUGCCACUGCGCAGGGCUAUAUCAGUCCGAUGACGGCCCUGGCGUCGCACGCGCUCAACGGCAUGGCUAACUCCGUCGUACCCCCCACCUCCGAUAACUACACUGGUCUGGCGAUAGGCACUGGAGGUGCGCAGCCGCUGAACGGCGCGCUGCCGUCGCUGCCGUCCCCCACCAUGCCCGGCUUCAACAUGGCCGCGCAAACCGCCAACGGGCAGCCCCCGCCGCAAGAGGCGGUCUACACCAAUGGCAUCCACCAGACGUUUACUGGACCGGUGCCAGUGACCGCACAGGGCCUGCCAAACGGGGAGGCAGCAGCCCUCCAGCACGCGGCGUACCCGGGCAUGCAGCCCUUCCCCGGAGUCGCCUACCCGGCGGUAUACGGGCAGUUCCCGCAGCCGAUACCACCACCGAUGUCCACUAUAGCCCCAGCGCAGAGAGAAGAUUUUCUGAUGUUCCCAGGCUGCUCGAUCUCCGGCCCCGAGGGCUGCAACCUUUUCAUCUACCACCUGCCCCAGGAGUUCGGUGAUGCUGAACUGAUGCAGAUGUUUCUGCCCUUUGGCAACGUGAUCAGCAGCAAAGUCUUCAUAGACCGCGCUACCAACCAGAGCAAAUGUUUUGGCUUUGUAUCGUUCGACAACCCGACAUCGGCCCAGGCCGCGAUCCAGGCGAUGAACGGCUUCCAGAUCGGCAUGAAGCGGCUGAAGGUCCAGCUGAAGCGGCCCAAGGACGCCAACCGGCCUUACUAACCAUAGACGCCGUCCCUGCGCGUUCACUACGCGUCUUACAUGGUGGUCGGUGUAUCCUAUUACCACCAGCCAGCGACGCGCGUGAUCGCGCAUUAUCAACCAUUCUAAGGAAUUUACACAUUUAUUGUAUAGUAAAUAUCAUUACCAUACAUACUUACCUAAAGAAUUAUGCAAGCCCACUCGGCGAGUAUACUAAAUUAGUUAAAGUAAUUUUAAAAAUCAGCGCGUAGGAAUGCUUCAUUCUUAUCAUUAUCGAUUAAUCAUUAAAUUACUCUAUUAUAUUAUUAUAUAUACAAUUUAUUAACUUUGAUUAAAUUAUUAUUAUUAUUAAAAUGACACGUUAUUAAAAAUUUUGUCAUUCGUAAUCAUACUUCUACUUCUAAGUACUUAACGUUUAACUGAAACUUUAACAUAAAUUUAUUAUACUAGUUAUUUGCUUGAACUAAGCCAAACUGAAUUUAUUAAGUAAGUUGAAAAUGUAAGAAAGAAUGUAUUUUAAUUAUUGUAUAUUGCAACAAAUUGUAGCGUCCGUGUGCGCUCGCGCCGGCGCGGCGGCGUCCGGGCGCGCGCUGGCGCCUCGCCUCGGGCACUGUUGGCUCCCGCGGCUACUGAUACACUAAUAUAAGUGCUCGGUAUAGAUCACUAUGGAAAUUUGAGAAUAUAAAUAUGUCCUAUAUUUUGUUAUAUUCUAUUAUGUGUGUGUCUGUAUUGUAAGCUGGGGUGUACCACACGGCAGCCGCCUCCGACUCCCGUAACAAGCUGCCUUGUUAGUGUAAUCCUUGGAUCCUAAUGUUUGAAUGAGGCGAGAUCCAGCCUUUGCUGUCUGAAUUCAGACUAGAUGACGUAGAUGUUUGUGUUGCGAGUGGGCCGGAUUCCCGCCUCAAUCGAAGCUCCGCCGCCGACACCUACGAUACCCGCUACUAGCACACGCCGCCCGCAGCCUCUCUGCCUGGUACGCCCGGCACCUCACAAACUACAUGUUAGUGAAGGAUGUUGUCCAAAUUAAAUGUUUGUAUUUAACGCUGUGUACAAAUCAAAGUGCACUUCAACAAGACCGAAUACUUGGCCUUCGUUUCGAAAGAACGUGUUAUUAUGUGUUGUAAAUUCCAAAUGGGCUGUGAUAUAAAAUGUAUAAUAUCAACAUAAUGGACUGUACAGGCCGUUCGUCUCUAUUGCAUAUAUGUUGCGCUCUUUGUGCCCGCGCCGCCGCGUCAAGUCGUUCUUACAAAUUGGAAUAACGUUAAGCGAUCCCAAAGAUUUAACUUAUUGUCAGUUUUGUACAAAUAGUAUAUGAAUAUCUAAGAAACUAACGUCUAUAAAUUGACAAAGUAAAGUACAAAAUUCAAUAAUCAAAAUUUGCGAUACUUUCUGAAGUUGUUCUAUACAAAGAAAAAAAAAACACUAUUUUUAUACAAAAACUAGAAAGUUUCAGGAAAUAUCACAUAUUUUACAAAAACUUAAAAUCUCACCUGAUUCAAUUUCAAAAGCUGACGUGUCGGCGCGGGCGCAGCUCUCGCUGCAACGCGAAGUCAAUUCUCAAGAGCGUGCUUCCCCAAAUUUAUUUUGUGCAUUCGUGUGUGUGUGUCUAUUCAUAUUAUAAACUAUUUAUUCGUGAUAAGGUAUUAAAUACAAUAAAUGUGGCAAACCGCGCCCGGGGAGGCAACAGUGCUUAAACGCGAUCUGAAUACAAAACUAGUGUAAUUUCUAUACAGACAAAAAUAGAUUCAUAAUCAAAAAGUACCAAUAUAAAUAUAAAAUAACAAUGAGAUACCUUAGAUAUAUAGUGUGCGCGCGGGCGGGUAUUCACCCGGUGCGCCGGAGUAGUGUUGAUGGCGGGCGACGCGGGCCCCGCCGGGCGGGCCAGGGCGGCCUCUUCUUCCUUCGCUUCAACCUCCUACUUAUUUGCUUUUGCCAUACUCUAAACAUAUAACCUGACACGGAUAAAUCGCACAAUUCAACAUCCGACAUCGGAUUGAAAAAACCAAACCACGCUUUAUGAGUUACCGUCAAUAUCCUAUACUUAUGACCCAUGGUGGAUGGUUCACAGUAUUGCGCUUUUCAUCAGGUAACAUAAACUGAGUAUCUAAAUAGAUCCUUCGAGUUAAACUUUCCUUGCACAAAUAUAUAACACAAACUUCAAGGGUCAUCUUAGAAAUAAUGAUAGAUAAUAAGAUAUAACUUAAUUGCGACUCGAUUUGAGUCAAUUUAAAUUUGUAACCUCAGAGCAAUGGUAACAAGUAGAGCGUGGUGUCGCCUCGCCGCCCCGGCCGGCCCGGGCGCGCCCGCUCCCCCGCGCGGUCGCGUCUGAGCGCCGGUCCGGAGACCGGCCGCCGGACGCACGCCGCCCGCCUCUAGUCAAAUAUUACACUCACCACAAGACAUAGAAUUUUAUAUUUACACAAAUAUAAUUAUAUUAUAUUAAUAAAGUAUUCUAGUUUUAGGCGUUUGAUUUAUGAGUAGGCUGAGUGCAUUAUACGAUACACAAAAGUUGUCGUUUAGUCUAGUAUUUCCUUUAAACUCACAACUGUGCAAUAUCGUUACGCUUUUUAAUUGUUUUAGAGUCGUUUUUGUGUUGAAGCAUUUUUUAUUUAUUCGUUUAUGUUAUGUUACAGUUUAGAUAAUUCGUCGAAGUGGUCUCGUUUCGUUAACCGACUGUAGAGCCGGCCUCAUGAUGCAUUACUGUACAGGGACAGUUAGUAUGGAACGGGAAUUGAAACACGUGAACAUUGGCACCUCUAUCAAUGAAAACGUGGUAUUGCAAACUUCUCACUCCGGUUACAUAGAUCAAAGUCCACAUAACCCUCGUCAGCAUCGCAGGAGUGUGUUUUGCAUUGUGCGCCGCGCUCGGUCGAGCGGGAGCGGGGAGUGCAGCGGAGCGGCGGCGACCGCGCCGCGUGCUAGUUAGGUUACAGAUAAAUCGAUGCCAAAACCGAAACACGUAUACUUAGUAUAUCGAUUAUCGAUAAUAUCACGUCGUGGGUAACGUAGAAUUAAACGCCCGGGCGCGGCGGACGGUGGGACCGCGCCCGGGCCUUAAUAAUAUUAUGUACUUAUAUCUUUAUACUGAUUAAAAUUAAAUUCCCUAAAGAUAUAUUGCGGUGACGCGAACGUUUGUAAUCGCGAACGUUUAAAUAGAUAUUAAUGAGUCCUCUCUGAAUGUAAAAAAAAAAACAAUCGCCCAUAAAAGUGAUUCUAGGAUACAGGGUAUGCUUUGCAAUUAUUUAAAUGUAUCUAAAUAUUUUUCAUGUAGGCAGAUUUUGCCGAAUCUCUGAUUAGACUACGGCUCGAUCGUACGCCCGCAGGCGACUCUCGCGUCGCCUCUCUUCCGGGUCCACUAAUAGUCUGUCGCGACUUUUUAUACUUCUCGUACUAUGGUAGCGUAACCGACUCAUCCUCACUUCAUCCUGUCCAUCUGCGACGGUAACUGACUCACGCUUUGCUGUUUUUGUUGAAGCGCACCUGCGAGCACUUCCAUUUCAAAUUAGCGACUUUGUAUUACUGAAGUAUCCUCAUUCACUUGUCAUUACAUGUAUUAUAUCAGUGACUACGACUGUCGCUGUAGCUCUUCAGGGCGAGCAGACAGCUUCAAGAUACAAUUUCCAAAUGCUUUUCCGUACAGGAACUGACACUCAUUUAAAAUUUUAAAAAUACCUCUGUUUGUUACAAUAGAAUCCUGGAAGUUGUUAAUUCAUAUCCAAACUGCUUGUGCUGAAGAGCAAUGUGAGGUCUCCAUGCCGUCACUGGCGAACACUGAUCGGCAACAUUAGUAUUACGAAAUCGAAUUUCUAUGAACUAUUUAACUUCUAAAAUUUUAUAAAAAUAUUUAUAUCGUUCGCAUUUUCAAUUGGUCGUAGCGCUCGCGUAGACGUAACAUUUUCCACGCACUCAAGGACGUUUGAAUCGUUUGUAAAGUUUUGGUCGAAGGCGAAUCGUUAUUUAGACAAAUAGGUAGUCUCAUCGUCGAAUGGUGGUCGCGGCUGCGCACGCGCAACUACUCGAGUACUCGCCACGUAUCACCGUUCGAUACUAGUCAGUAAGAUGAAUGCCAAUAUUUUAAUCAAAAAAACAAAACCUAGGAUUCGGAAUAACUAAUCAUAUUAUAUCUAUUUAUAUAAUAAAAAUAUGGAGAGAGGCGCAUAGUGCUUUUAUUGAAUCGUAGGUCUUAGUAAUGAAACAAAACGUCUAGUCAUAUCUCUUUCUGUUAUUUAUUUUUUCUAUCGCUUAGCAUAGUUUAGCUUCAAGCACACUUUUAUCUAUUUAAUUCUCUAUGUAUACACCUCGGUAUGAAUCUUAACUACUUUAUUGAUAAUGUAAACAUUCGUUUAGAUGAAUAUUUGUCGAUUUUCUAUUCUGAAAAUCGCCCGCAAGAGAAGAUCCUACAGAAUUAUUGUCUGCAACUAUGUAACUACCUUCAUUACUUAUAUAGAUAUAUUUUAAAGAUAUUCCGACAAUGUUAUACGUACAUACGUUUGCUGUAUCACAGUUUUUGAUAAGUUAUCCAGAAUAUUGUCUUAUUUCAUUCAUAGUUAUUCCCUAGAAUAAGAUUUAAUGAGAUAAUUUAUUGGUAUAGGAUUGUAGAACGAGUUAUGAAUGGUAUAACCGUUUGGUUAAGUUAGGAGUUAUAAAGUUAAAGUAAGGCGAGUUAUUGAAAGUAUAUGAAUUAACUCAUAACAAGUAGUUCUGCAAACGAUUGUUGACCGUUGUACUAACAUUGCGACCACUGAUAAGUUAGAAGUGUAACUCCAAUGGAGAUUUGGAAAUUCGCGCCGUCCGUACAGAUCUCUAAACAACUGCUUAUUAACUCGUAACUCGAUUAUGUUUGCAAUAGUUUUGGACGCUUUGGAGACAGUAUGAUUCUGUCGUAGAAACAGAAAUUUCUAGUACUUACAGUGUCUUAGUCAAAUGUGACCCAUAGACGUCAUCCGGUUGGAUGUAUAAAUUAGUUCCAUACUCGAUGUACAUACAUAAUGUGACGUCAUAUCUUUAGGAGCUUACUAGCCUUUUGCCCCGAGAGUCUCGGGCGGGUGACAGGGUGUCGCUGUUAAUGCUAAGUGAAAAUCAUAAUCAUUAACCGUUUUAGAUAAACAGCCCGAAUUUUAUAACGUAAGGCUAAUAUUACGAUGGGCGACAUAGGUGUACUCAACUUGGAGGGGCGCGUGUUGGGGGCGCGUGUGUCUGUAUGAAAUGAGAAUAGGAUCGUAAGCUCAUAAAAUAUUUACCAACAGAUAAAAAAAUGUGAUUGUAUCAAUAUGAUGGUUUUAUUAACCUUUCAUAUUGUGUCCCAGCACUGAAGAGAUGCAAGUCCGUAGUGUUCAUAGUAGAUACGCUGCAAAUUCUAUUCUCGUUUCAAUCAGAUAGUAAAUCUUGAUAUUUACGACAUGAGAGCUUCGGACUGGAGUUAGAAUAGCAAUUAGUCGCGAUGUUCUUAACAAGUUUCAUAUAGAUAGGGCUAGAAACCUCGGCCCGGCCAGUCGUCCAAGCCACUUUGAAAACAAUAGCGCGACCCAGCAAGGAACUGCAACCUAGUACACAUUGUUCUGGAUAACUUAUAUUGGAAUAGUUUAAGAAUACAACCUAUACAAAUGGCACCUUUAUUCGGAAUUAUUCGUAUCGAUUUUUAAUUGCAGAUUUUGAAUAAGGAUAGAUACGUUUAGCGAAUCGAAUGAUUCGGAACAAAGGGCGACAGUGUAGCAAAGGGACGCCGCGCGGCGUCUGUGAUAUACGCUUGUAAUGAUCGUCCAUUGACCUACUGUAUGUUAUCGCGACUUCUUCACGUUGCGUUUUGUUUCUAGGCGUCCUACGCAGCAUAUGCGUUUGGCACAAGUUACAAUGUAUAAAGAUUAAGUUAUGAUAUUAUAUUGAACUUGCAGACUAACUCUGCACGCUAAUAUUAAUACAACUAUGAUUGACAAACUGGCUCGUUUAUAAAGAUAUCAUAUUCCAUGUUUAUUUCAAAUAGGUUUAAAUGACAAUAAAGUUUAGUUUGGCAAUCAUAGCGAUUCAACUUCCUAACCCCAUUUCCUCAAUCGGAUACGAGGGCGACGUUCGGAGUCAUAGAUUUGCACGGCACAAGCGACGGAUUUGACUUCAGAGGACUAAAGUCCGCCAAUACCUCAUGUGUGAUGUAGCGCACUUGUUAAUAUUUUAUCCUCUUUAAACAAUUAGUCCGUAGUUAGCAAAAGUUAAUAUGAGAUAUUUUCGGUCCACCGGAAAUUUGCUUCACCCAAUAGUUAGCUCGUGUAACUUGUACUGAUGACGUGGCAGCAAUGGCGGCCGAGUAUCCGAAUUGAAGUAAUGUCCGCAAACUGUAUGAGCUAGGAUAAGGUACAAAUUGAUUAGCGUCAUUUGUUUGGCAUGUACACUGUACAAUGAGCAACCAGAGUUUAACUUCAGUGCAUUUGAUAGCUAGCUAUUGAAAUGUUUAUUCUCGUAUAUUGUUAUAGUUCGCCAAAGAUUUGUAAAAUAAGAGAGUUAUGCGGUCACUUUGGAACGUCGCUAGUUAAUUGUUCAGUUUUAUUUAUUUAUAUUUAUUGAAUAGAAUAAUCUGAUUGUAAUUAGCCAAAGAUGGACUGCGUUUGUAGACCACACAUUAUUAUGGAACUAAUACAAUAAAUAAUUCGCCUACUUUGCAUGUCUAAUUUAGUUAAUGAACGUUUAAACUUAUUAUCGAGUUAUUAAUAUGUAAAUUGCUGAAAUAUUUCAAAACUAAAUUACUAUUCAAUUAUUUAUACACUUAUUACGUUUAGUAUGCUAGAAAUAUGA